Messenger RNA from Ylistrum balloti, 1053 nucleotides. RefSeq names its product protein usf-like. Bases 105 to 773 code for a protein of 222 amino acids. The record is from RefSeq and is a predicted model, not a curated record. Gene Ontology annotation, molecular function: hydrolase activity. Lineage: Eukaryota; Metazoa; Mollusca; Bivalvia; Pectinida; Pectinidae. The transcript is spliced from 3 exons.
GAAUGUUGUUCCAUACCUGCUGCACAUAAAACGAACACCUCAGAUUGACACUAUGCCUUGUUCCUGCACCGGUUUGAUUCACAUUGAUAAUACCUACAUUCACCAUGGACUCGUUUGAAUCAGGAAACAAAUUGGGGAAAUGUCCCUACAAAAUAUCAGGGGAUGUCUCAAAAACCAAAAAGGGAUUGAUUGUCCUUCAGGAAUGGUGGGGACUCAAUGAUCAAAUCAAGAAUGUGGCUGUCUCGAUAGGAAACAUGGGAAACUUCGUGACGCUUGUUCCCGAUCUUUACCGAGGCAAAAAAACUACCGACAACGAAGAGGCCGGUCAUUUUAUGGGUAAUCUAGAUUGGGAAGGGGCAGUUCUUGACAUUCAAGGUGCAGCAAAGAAGCUAAAGAGUAUGGGUUGUACCAAGGUUGGAGUGACCGGAUUCUGUAUGGGUGGAGCGUUGUCACUGGCGUCUGCUGUACGGGUAUCGGAAAUAGAUGCAGCAGCGUCCUUUUACGGAAUCCCUGGUGACGGCCUUGCGGACGUUUCCAAAAUUCGCAUCCCUCUCCAGUGUCAUUUCGGCACCAAAGACGCAGUAGAGGGGUUUUCCUGUCCGAAGUCACAGGCCAAACUGAGGGAGAAGUUGGAUAACGGAAAGGUUGCGUAUGAUUUUUUCUCUUACGACGCAGGACACGCCUUCACCAACGAGACAUCUCCGAACUACUAUAAGGAUUGCAGUGAUCUGGCUCUCGGAAGACUAGUGGAUUUCAUGAACAAAAACCUUUAAGAUUUGAAAUUGUCUUCAGUUGUCAAAUUAUUUCAGUUAUAGAUUUGAUGAUACAUAUACGUUGUAAAUGUGGUUUAUGUACAUAAUAAUCACAUAGUUUAUUUUCACAAGUGGCACCAGUAAAACUGGCGUGUUGUUUAAAAUGAUAAUAAUGGCACAUGUAGUAUGAUAUAGUGCCCUCAAACCAAAUAAAGUAAGAAUUCAAGAACCAUUCGCUGAAGAUACAUAGCUUGUUACCUUGUACGUAAUAUUGUUUUCUUCAAUAAAAUAUUCAAGUGUU